AUGAAAAAGCCAAUGCUCGUUUCUGGAUUAAAUUUAUGGAGGACAAGAUACCCAUUUUCUAUGCAUUGGCCCUGUUCAUCCAAGGGGAAGAACAGGACAAGGCAAUAAAGGAUUGCUUAGAACUGCUGAGAACUAUUGAGAAGCAAGGUCUUGAGGGAGACAGGAAGUUUUUCGGCGGCACUAACAUCAGUUUAACGGAUUUGGUUUUUGGAUUGAUGGCUUACCAUUGGGAAGUGAUUGAAGAGAUUGUAGGAGUUAAUUUGAUGGAAACCCAUAGUUUCCCUCGACUGAAUGCAUGGGCUGAGAACUUCAAAUCAGUAUCUGUGAUCAAAGAGAGCCUUCCUGAUCGUGAUAUAUUGGUAGCUCGUUUGAAAGAGCGCAGGGAUGUGCGUCUAGGGGUUAUCUCAUCGUGAUCAGAGUCUUCAGGUGAUGUCUCUGAAGAGCAUUAUGCAUGGUUAUAUAUGUAUUAGUUAUCAGAGAAAUGUAUCUAAUAAAUUUCAGUAUCAGAUUUGAUAAAUAAAGAGUCUUCUGCUUUGGAAUUGUCUUAUUUAUCAGUGACAAACUCAGAAUGACAGCGGUAGAAUUGUUACAAGUGAGCA
Molecule: messenger RNA, 599 nt
Organism: Macadamia integrifolia
Lineage: Eukaryota; Viridiplantae; Streptophyta; Magnoliopsida; Proteales; Proteaceae
Product: glutathione transferase GST 23-like
Exons: 2
Coding region: 36-413 (125 amino acids)
Biological process (GO): glutathione metabolic process
Cellular component (GO): cytoplasm
Molecular function (GO): glutathione transferase activity
Source: RefSeq, a predicted model, not a curated record